Messenger RNA from Nasonia vitripennis (jewel wasp), 1599 nucleotides. RefSeq names its product H2.0-like homeobox protein. The coding region runs from base 583 to 1308 and encodes 241 amino acids. The record is from RefSeq and is a predicted model, not a curated record. Gene Ontology annotation, molecular function: sequence-specific DNA binding; DNA-binding transcription factor activity, RNA polymerase II-specific. Lineage: Eukaryota; Metazoa; Arthropoda; Insecta; Hymenoptera; Pteromalidae. Gene Ontology annotation, biological process: regulation of DNA-templated transcription. The transcript has 4 exons.
AUAUUUAAAUAAUAAUUUGUAUAAAAUCAUGAUUUUAUUAUUUUCAAAAUACCGUAGAAAAUGCAAUGCAGCCAUAUAAAAUCUAUUAUCAUACUGAUAUUAGCUUAUUGUAACAUGUUGAUUCCUUAAAUAAUCAUUCUGGUAUACAGCCAUUAGUCAAAGAAACGCAGAUAAAAAAUUUAUUACAAUAAUGGUUGAAGAGAAUCGUUUAAUUUCGAAGUCAGCUAUUCUUAACAACAAUGUGAUGUUUGAGUUUAUUUGUACAGCAUCUUCUCAGCCCGGGAGCAGUUCUCUUUACGCUCCAUUCCGGACCAAUCCUUCCCGUGCAACGCCUACCCAACAGCGACCAAGAGCCAAUCAGAGAGAGCUUGACGUCUUGCCAUGAGUAAGGAUGGCUUUUUCUUGAAAAAGAAAAUUCCUUCACCGCCAGUCUAGUAAGAAUAUGCUCAUGUACUCAGUCGGACGCUUAAUUUUGUUCAUUCAACGUUCUACUCGGAUUUUAAAAGUAAUGAGUUAAAUAUAUUGUUUGCGAGGAACAAGUCAUCAAUCUUUCUAACAGUUUCAUUCGAAAAAUUCUGAUUUAUGUUAUUCAGACUAUUUAAAACGAUCUUUUGUGGCUCAAAAAUGACAACGAAUUGCGGUGUUAAAUAUCUAAGUUUUGGCAUGGAAAAAAUAUUGUCUAUAGGAUGUUCUUCUAAAAAUUCAGAAAAAUCAAGCAUACAUAACAUUUCGACGUGUUCUGUAUCAUAUUUGGAUCAUGGAAAUUAUGGAUCAUGCGAUUUGUUUGCGAAUUAUUCAAAUAUUCCCUAUAUUCAACAUCCUGAUACACAUCCAGUUACUGCAUUUACAAAUCGUUUUGAAAAUCUGUUUGGAAAUUCUAAUACUAUCAUCAGGCCUUCACCCGUGCGACCUGUUCUUAAAGAAUCUAUAACAACAUCGGCUAGUCCUCCUAAUCAGUUCGGAAACACCAACUGCAGACGAAGAUCGUGGUCAAGAGCAGUUUUUAGUUCGCUGCAACGGAAAGGCUUGGAAAGACGAUUUGCUAUACAAAAAUACAUUACAAAGCCGGACAGGCGACAGUUAGCGGCAACGCUGGGCUUAACAGAUGCACAGGUAAAAGUGUGGUUUCAGAAUCGUCGUAUGAAAUGGCGACAUAUGAAGGAAACAGAAAAAGUUGCAAAAAUAUCAAAAGAUUGUCCCUUUAAUAAAACCAAUUCGAAUAGUUCAUUUUUAAUUACAAUGCACAAAGAUAAAGCAAUAAGAACUUCCGGUGAUGAAGAUAUAUACGUAGAAUCAGAUGUUCUGUAAAAUGAUUUAAUGACUUUUAGGAAACUUAUUCAGAAAAUGUAUUUAGUAAUCCAUUCUAAAAUUUUAUGCACAAAAAUUUUUAAAAUGUUAAGUAAUAAUACGUUCUAUAUCAUAAUCGACUGUGUUCUAUCGCGUCUCACAAAAGCCUGCGUAUAACCUGCAAAUUUCAAAAUUCCGUAUAGUUAUUAAAAUAUAAACGUGAAUUCCACAUUAUUUGUUGCAUUUUCGUUAAACAGCUGAACCUACUCAAGUUAUAUUGUAAAAUAAGAUAACUAAAGAUGAUGCUACAGU